UAAAACAAACGCAAUUGCUCUGUUAGCACGGAUAAUUCGUAGAGCAAUUUGUUUCAGUCGUCUUCGCAAGGUUCCUUUUUCUGAAAACUUUCUUCCAAAUAUGAUGUGGGUCAAAUGGAAAUGUUUUCAUAUUAUCUGUAUUUUGCUCUCAUUGACGACGCUACCGGAGAAAACAACAUGCGGUAAGGCCCGAGAAAAACGUCGCCGCUCACCAAGUCCGUCAAGUGUCGCCCCUGGUCCAAGUCAGCCUCGCAGCCCCGAUAUUCUAUCAUUUCUCGAAGAUUUUGUGGAUAAGCUCUGUAGCCCCCCAGGUCUGCAAAGUGUCGCCAUUGGUACACGUCGGCCUAGUUCCCCUUCAAGUCCCCGAGAACUCAAACGUGCGCCAAAACGGCGCCAGGUGUUCAAGAAGGCCCAGUUCGCGGUCAGCUGGAAGAACCGGUACAGUCCCUGA
Molecule: messenger RNA, 451 nt
Organism: Rhipicephalus sanguineus (brown dog tick)
Lineage: Eukaryota; Metazoa; Arthropoda; Arachnida; Ixodida; Ixodidae
Exons: 6
Coding region: 101-451 (116 amino acids)
Source: RefSeq, a predicted model, not a curated record